Raphanus sativus (radish) is the source of this 2078-nucleotide messenger RNA. RefSeq names its product aspartokinase 3, chloroplastic. Bases 226 to 1947 code for a protein of 573 amino acids. Gene Ontology annotation, biological process: amino acid biosynthetic process. NCBI's taxonomy places the organism in Eukaryota, Viridiplantae, Streptophyta, Magnoliopsida, Brassicales, Brassicaceae. Gene Ontology annotation, cellular component: chloroplast stroma. The transcript is spliced from 13 exons. Gene Ontology annotation, molecular function: aspartate kinase activity. The record is from RefSeq and is a predicted model, not a curated record.
GAGUGUGAAUCAUUAAGCAGAUUCAUAUUAUAUGGAAUAAAGUGCAAAAUAAAAUAUUUGUGAAAAGUCGAAUGAUCGUUCGAUUGGUUAUACACAUUUAAGUAAAAUCAUUGGCUCGCUCACUAGAGAGAUCAUUGAUACCUGGUUACGGCGGUGAACAAACACACUCGUCUCUGAGUUCUAAGUAAGCUUCACAGUCGUCUUCUUCAGAACUUAUUUUGAGUGAUGGCAGCUUCAAUGCACUUGUGCGGAGUUAGAACUUCAGGACUUGCCUUCAACUCAAAAAGCAUUGAGUUUGGCUCAAAGGGGCUGAACCUCCUUGCUCCCGUGUUGACUAAAGACAUAAACCACUCUUGUGGGAGGAACAGAGCUCUAAGAGUUACCUGUGAAGCUAGAAGUGCGGAACUGCUUGAGAGAAAAGACACCGACACUUUAAAACUAAACAGAACUGAAACAAAGUUGACCUGUGUAAUGAAAUUCGGUGGCUCAUCAGUUGCAUCAGCAGAAAGGAUGAAAGAGGUUGCCAAUCUCAUACUCAGCUUCCCUGACGAGAAGCCUGUUGUUGUGCUAUCAGCAAUGGCAAAGACCACCAAUAAACUUUUGAUGGCUGGUGAAAAGGCUGUUUGCUGCGGCGUCACCAACAUAAACACUAUUGAAGAGCUGAGCUAUAUAAAGGAACUCCAUAUAAGGACUGCUCAUGAGCUUGGAGUGGGAAUAGCAGUUAUUUCAAAGCAUCUAGAAGGACUAGAGCAGCUUCUCAAUGGCAUUGCAAUGAUGAAAGAGUUAACUCUACGCACAAGAGACUACUUGGUUUCAUUUGGAGAGUGCAUGUCCACAAGGCUAUUUGCUGCGUACCUGAACAAGAUUGGCCACAAAGCACGCCAGUACGAUGCAUUUGAAAUGGGGAUUAUAACCACAGAUGACUUCACAAACGCUGAUAUUCUUGAAGCAACAUACCCAGCAGUUUCUAAAAGGUUGCUUGGUGACUGGACCAAGGAACGUGCAGUCCCUGUUGUCACAGGCUUUCUUGGAAAGGGAUGGAGAUUUUGUGCUGUUACUACGUUGGGGAGAGGAGGUAGUGAUUUGACUGCAACGACGAUUGGGAAAGCUCUAGGUUUGAGGGAGGUCCAGGUUUGGAAAGAUGUGGAUGGAGUUUUGACUUGUGAUCCAAACAUAUACGGCAGAGCUCAACCUGUUCCACACUUGACAUUUGAUGAGGCAGCUCAGCUUGCUUACUUUGGAGCACAAGUGUUGCAUCCACUUUCCAUGCGGCCAGCUACAGAAGGGAACAUUCCUGUAAGGGUUAAGAACUCUUACAAUCCCACUGCUCCUGGAACUCUCAUCACUAGAUCAAGAGACAUGAGCAAGGCUGUACUUACCAGCAUCGUUCUGAAACGUAAUGUUACCAUGUUGGACAUCACUAGCAACCGUAUGCUUGGUCAAUAUGGUUUCCUUGCCAAGGUGCUCUCCACAUUUGAAAAGAUGGGAAUAUCUGUGGAUGUUGUUGCAACCAGUGAAGUAAGCGUUUCCUUGACAUUGGAUCCUUCAAAGUUUUGCAGCAAAGAGUUAAUUCAACAGGAGAUUAAUCACGUGGUCCAGGAACUGGAGAAGAUUGCUACUGUAAAUCUGCUUCAAAACAGAUCAAUUGUCUCUCUCAUUGGAAAUUUUCAGAGAUCAUCAUCCUUCAUAUUAGAGAAGGGCUUCCGAGUUCUUAGAACCAAUGGAAUCAAUGUACAGAUGAUCUCUCAGGGUGCAUCUAAGGUAAACAUCUCGCUGAUAGUGAAUGAUGAUGAAGCAGAGCACUGUGUGAAAGCUCUCCAUUCAGCCUUCUUCGAGACAGGCACCUCCAAAGCUGUGCCUCAGAUAGGGCGUAUAGCUACUACACCUCUGCCUUCUCGUGAAAACCUCUUGGUGCAAACUGAUCUGAGAGAUCUUCAAGUAGUUUGAAGAAAAUACGAGAGCUGGUAUUAGGAAACAAAGCUCCCAUAAUCUUCAUGUGUAAUAUACAAUGUAAUUUAAUGGGACGUGUGUAAUUAAAAGAAUAAGCGUUUCCUAUUUCAAUAUGUUUUCUGGUUAAA